CCCAGACGAACUUUUUUUUUUGUGUGUGUUCUAUCGAUCUUCGACAGCCAGCUGAGCUGUCCGGGUAAUUCGCUAAUUUGUCCUCCCAUUCCUCUCACCUUCAAAGCUUCCUCAUCGUCCGGCAUGCGCGCUUUCAACCAUGUUUGCCCUCUUGCUUGGGCCGCGCUGAUGGUCGGCUUGAUGACUGCAAUGGGCGAUGCCACUGCAACCGCCAGUCCUGGCAUCUUUGAAGUGGACGCGCUAUUCCCACGCAACGAAACUUACACUCCUCAGGCGCUGAUGCCCAUUGUGUUUGCGCUGCAGAAUCCGGCUCUGGCUUCCCCGCUGGUAGCCUCGAUGAGCUGGGAAUUGUGGGAAGGCAACAACUACACCUCCCCAGGCUCCGUCACCGACGGCGGUUUUGAAUUUGCCACCCUGGAUUUCUCGUCCAAUGACCCUUUUCUGGUCACCCGCAUCGUCAACACCCUUGCCUACCCCGACGGCUUUUGGACCCUUUCCUGGAGCCUGGAGAUCUACAAUUGCUCUCAGUCUGAGCACUCAACCCAAUCCAUCACCGUGAGCAAUGCCACCGUCUUCACCAUCAGCAGGUCUGGCCGGGCACCCGAUCUUGUGGCAGCCACAUCCGCUGACAUGUGCGGCACCGCGGACGGCUACGCAUUCAACGUAACCUCUUUUGGAGAUACAUGCGGCGUGCUUGGAUCGAGUCCAACCACUAACUCGUGCGCGGCAACUAUCGAUCCUGCAGCCGCAUCCAGUAUAUACGCCGCGGCCACCGCCUCAGCAUGCUCGCCUCUAUACCGCCCACAGAAUCCCAACAUUACUUGUCCGACUUCAACUAGCAAGUCCUCUGCCUCCUCCGCUGACGCCGCGGGCCGAUCUCGCAUGGCAGCAGCAUCGACACUGUUCACGCUGCUGGCCACACUCACUGCCCUGAUCCAUCUUGGAUGACGGGGAUGUAUGCAAUUCAAACCCUAACCUCAAAAAGGCCGCGGGUCUUUUUUCUGUAUAUAGCAGUCGCUAGCCUUAAUCUUGUAUAUUAGUCCUUCUUCUCCUCGAAUCAAAAUCUUUGCGGCAGGCAGGUUGGACACAGGGUCUGCGCUUCAAGUCGUAAUCUUUGCAGUGUUUAGCAGUGCUGCACCCGCUCUAAUUACGAUGGUCACAUGUAAGCACCCAAGCUU
Talaromyces proteolyticus is the source of this 1178-nucleotide messenger RNA. RefSeq lists its product as uncharacterized. The record is from RefSeq and is a predicted model, not a curated record. The transcript has a single exon. The coding region runs from base 124 to 948 and encodes 274 amino acids. NCBI's taxonomy places the organism in Eukaryota, Fungi, Ascomycota, Eurotiomycetes, Eurotiales, Trichocomaceae.